This is a messenger RNA of Camellia sinensis, 2774 nucleotides long. The record is from RefSeq and is a predicted model, not a curated record. Lineage: Eukaryota; Viridiplantae; Streptophyta; Magnoliopsida; Ericales; Theaceae.
UCACAUAAUUAAAAAGAUAAUAAAGUAGAAAUGUUAUAUGCUUCCAAUCCAAUGAGGGGUGGUAUUUAAAUCUAAUCUCAUAAGAUUAGAAGUGAAAAGGCUGCUUUGUCCAUCACUUUAUAAAAAUAACAAAAUCACCUUCCAUGUAACAAGAGUAAUAACAUAAUUCAUAAAUUUAAUUCUAACUACCUAAUGAAGAAUUAUACUACACAAACAAAAACAAUUUUUCUCAUAUCUCCAACCUAAUAGUAUCAUAGUAAUCUCCUUCACUCAAUCCACUCAUAAUAAUCGCUUCACCCAAACAAUGGAGCCUUUAAAAGUGAAAAUGGGGCAAAGUGUUAUUUACGCUAUAUUCUACUACUCUUUUCAAGUACACAACUUUGUCUUGAGAUUAUAGCCAGAAUAUACAGGGAAUGUUGGGGCAAUCGGAGAGAGAGAGAGUUCAUACCGUCGCCGGUUACGGUCCUCCCUUGGCCGUUGACCAUGAAGCUAGGGCUUGUACCCAAGGGUUCAGAUGAGAGAGGGGUUUGGGCCGUUUUCCUUAUGUGAUUCUUACAAUCAUUGAGAAAGAAUAGACACUUCUUAAUUUUGGGGCUGAUCCGAACUUGCCAACAGAAGAUGUCUCCUAUGAGGUAGGAACAUCUGGGAAUAGAGGAAUACUUUCUAGUCCUGCAUAUCAUUGCAAGAAAUGCCGGAGAGUUGUUGCAUUGCAAGAGAAUAGUGUGGAUCAUGUUCCAGGAGAAUCACAAACAUCCUUUGGGUGGCAUAAGAAGAAAGCCGCAACCCUUUCAACAACUGUGAUGAGAUUGAGUGCUCAUCCAUCUUUUGUUGAGGCUCUACGUUGGAUGACAACAGGCAUCCAAUGCAGUUGUUGUGGCAGCUAGAUCACCCCAGACUUUCAGCUCUAUAAAAGCUGAGUUGACAUCAGCAGUGUCUGAUAUUUUUGAGGCAGAAGAGGUGUGCCUAUCACUUUGCUAGAAGAUAGAAGACAGUAAAAAGGGGGCUUAUAUGAACCCAACAUCUACCUAGUAAUAAACCUAAAUUGUGGUACCAAUAAUAUGAGAGCACAAUUUUUGAGUUAAGGUUUGGAUGUUUGAGAACUUGUUUAUGUUUGCUUGCAUUUUGUAUGAUGUCUUUGACAAUCACCAGCUGGGUAGUGAUGUUGUAAGUGCCUGGCCUUCUGUUCAUAGUAUGUGGUUUAAGUCAUAUGAUUUUUGUAUUUUCAUAUUCAAAUUUACAGGCUUCAAUACUUUGGAUUCAUUUUUGUCAUCCCGAUUGUUUAUAUGGAAUAUAGAGUAAUUCUUAUCAUUAAAAUUAUAAAGAAAUGUUAGGAACUUAUAAAUCAAACACAAAAACAAAUCACAAACACUUGGCGACACUGUAUUGACUGUGAUAUGCCGUAUCUGGUACGUGAGCACUUAUUCAUUGGCAACAUUGGCGACACUGCAGAGGUUCUUCAAAACGGUAGCAAGGAAAUCACUCAUAUACUGUCAAUCCUUAGUUCUGCAUCGAUAUCAUUUUUCUCCGAAUGGCGUAGUGGUCUAUCGAUCCCUACUGAAAAGAUUUGCAAGGUCUAUGCCGGGGACUCAGAGCUUGAGGAUGUUUCCAGUGACAGUUCAAAGAGUUCCUUGUCACCAGAAAAGCUUCUGUACUUGUUGGAGUAUGCAGGCAACGAUUUGAAAUUGGUGAGGAUGGCGGUACCGCCGCGAGAUACUGAGAAUGAGAAUUUGUUGGAUUAUUUGGAUGUGUGUUUGGAUUUCAUCGAUAAGAGUCGAAAAGAGGGGUCUGUGUUGGUGCAUUGCUUUGCCGGUGUAUCAAGAAGUGCAGCUAUUAUUACUGCGUAUCUGAUGAGAACUAAACAACUAUCUCAAGAAGAUGCACUUGAAUUUUUACAGAAAAGCUGUGAAUUUGUUUGCGCCAAUGAUGGUUUUCUGGAACAGCUAAAAAUGUUCGAAGAAAUGGGUUUCAAGGUUGAUCACACUAGCCCUAUAUACAAAUGCGUCCGUUUGAAAGUAUUAGGCGAUUCUUAUAAUCGUGGAGAAAGAAUAGACACUUCUAAAUUUGGGGCUGAUCCUGGCUUGCCAACAGAAGAGGCCUCCUCUGACAUAGGUACAUCUGGGAAUAGCGGAAGAGUUUCUACUGCUGCAUAUCGUUGCAAGAAAUGCAGGAGAGUUGUUGCAUUGCAAGAGAAUAUUGUGGAUCAUGUUCUAGGAGAGGGGGAGACAUCCUUUGGGUGGCAUAAGAGGAAAGGCGGCAACCCUUUCAACAAGUGUGAUGAGAUUGAGUGCUCAUCCAUCUUUGUUGAACCUCUACGUUGGAUGACAACAGUUGAAGAAGGUGCAUUGGAGGGCAAGCUUUUAUGUGUACAUUGUGAAGCUCGCUUGGAUUACUUCAACUGGUCAGGCAUCCAAUGCAGUUGUGGUAACUGGAUCACCCCAGCCUUUCAGCUCCAUAAAAGCCGAGUUGACAUUAGCACUGUCUGAUAUUUUUCAACACAGAAGAGGUAUGCGUCUAACACCUUGCUUGAAGAUAGAAGAUGGUAAGAGGGGGCUUAUAUGUACCCUAACAUCUACCUACUAAUAAUUUUAAAUUGUGGUACCAAUAAUAUGAGAGCACAGUAGUUGAAUCGAGGGUUGGAUGUUUGAGAACUUGUUUAUGUUUGCUUGCAUUUUGUGUGAUGUCUUUGACAAUCAUCAGCUGGGUAGUGAUGUUGUAAGUGGGUGGCCUUCUGUUCAUAGUAUGUGGUUUUAAGUCAUAUGAUUUUUGUAUUUCCA